This is a messenger RNA of Glycine soja, 5145 nucleotides long. RefSeq names its product ABC transporter C family member 3-like. Bases 268 to 4764 code for a protein of 1498 amino acids. Gene Ontology annotation, biological process: transmembrane transport. The transcript has 10 exons. Gene Ontology annotation, cellular component: plant-type vacuole; vacuolar membrane. NCBI's taxonomy places the organism in Eukaryota, Viridiplantae, Streptophyta, Magnoliopsida, Fabales, Fabaceae. The record is from RefSeq and is a predicted model, not a curated record. Gene Ontology annotation, molecular function: ABC-type transporter activity; ATP hydrolysis activity; ATP binding.
UCCACAGAGUGUGAUGGUCUCUUUCAUGCCCAAACUUUUACAAGUUCAUUCCAAUUUUCUUCCUGGGAAAUGCCACCCUUUUGUCUCUUUUCCAAUCUUCUACCUUGGCUUGACCUUCUCCGUCAACUCAACUCCACUCUUGCUCACCACGUUACCAUCUUUCCAAGGAACCCCUUUCUGACUUGACUUAUCUUCUCUUCUCUGCACACACUACUCUUUAUUAUAACCUCGAAAACUCCAUCUUCCCCAACUCCUUCCUAGUACACUAUGUUUAUGUUGUCUCUUUUCUCACCACUUUCCACUGCUGUUCUCCUCAAACCCAUUUUCCUUCAUGGCUUCUCCGCCUUCAUCCACCUUCUGUUGCUGCUUGCGGUUUCGCUGUCAUGGGUUUGGAACAAAAUCACAGCAGGUGCCAGGGAUGAGUCCAAGGAGAAGCCAAGCCACACCCUCUUCAAAACGACGGUGUUUUCUUCUCUUGGUGUUUCUGCUUUCAAUUUUCUCCUCUGUUUGUUUACCUACUUCUACUGGUAUACAAGUGGCUGGUCAGAAGAAAAGCUUGUGACCCUUUUGGAUUUGGCGCUAAAAACACUUGCUUGGGGCGUUGUUUGCGUUUGCUUGCAAAAUGGGUUCUUCAGUUCCGGUGAAAGAAGGUUCUCGUUCUUCUUCAGAGCCUGGUGCACUUUCUACCUUGUUGUUUCUUGCUAUUGCUUCGUGGUGGACAUUGUUGUUGUAUCGGAGAGACGUGUUGCUCUGCCAACUCGGUACUUAGUCUCUGAUGUGGUCUCCACUUGUGUUGGUUUGUUCUUCUGUUACGUGGGGUAUUUUGUGAAAAACGAGGUUCAUGUUGAUAACGGUAUUCAGGAACCUCUUUUGAAUAGCGAUGCCUUGGAGUCAAAGGAGAGCAAGGGCGGGGACACUGUGACCCCUUUCUCAUAUGCUGGGUUUUUGAGCAUUCUUACCUUCUCUUGGGUGGGUCCUCUUAUAGCUGUUGGUAAUAAGAAGACCCUGGACCUUGAGGAUGUUCCUCAACUAGACGGCAGAGAUAGUGUAAUUGGUGCUUUUCCAAGUUUCAGAGAGAAACUUGAGGCUGAUUGUGGGGGAAUUAACAGAGUCACCACACUGAAGUUGGCGAAGUCGUUAAUAAUGUCAGCAUGGAAGGAGAUUCUUAUCACAGCUUUUCUUGCAUUGUUAAACACUUUGGCUUCUUAUGUUGGUCCAUAUCUUAUUGACGGUUUUGUUCAGUACCUGGAUGGACAACGGCUAUAUGAAAACCAGGGCUAUUUUUUGGUUUCUGCAUUUUUCUUUGCAAAGCUUGUAGAGUGCCUGACCCAAAGGCAUUGGAUCUUUAAGUUGCAGCAAGUUGGACUCCGAAUCCGAGCACUGCUUGUCACGAUGAUCUAUAACAAGGCUCUUACCCUUUCUUGCCAAUCAAAGCAGGGCCACACUUCUGGGGAAAUAAUCAAUUUCAUGACUGUUGAUGCGGAAAGAGUAGGUGUCUUCAGUUGGUAUAUGCAUGAUUUGUGGAUGGUGGCUCUGCAAGUUACGUUAGCCUUGUUGAUUUUGUAUAAAAACCUCGGUCUGGCUUCAAUUGCUGCUUUAGUUGCAACUGUUGUUAUUAUGUUAGCAAAUGUUCCCUUGGGAUCGUUGCAAGAGAAGUUUCAAAAGAAGUUGAUGGAGUCAAAAGAUACAAGAAUGAAGGCCACAUCUGAGAUUCUAAGGAACAUGAGGAUCCUCAAACUACAAGGAUGGGAAAUCAAGUUUCUAUCAAAAAUAACCGAGCUCAGGAAAAAUGAGCAAGGUUGGCUAAAAAAAUAUGUUUAUACUGCAGCGGUGACCACGUUUGUGUUUUGGGGUUCCCCUACAUUUGUAUCUGUGGUUACUUUUGGUACUUGUAUGCUUAUAGGGAUCCCCCUUGAAUCAGGGAAGAUCUUGUCUGCACUUGCAACGUUCCGGAUUCUUCAAGAGCCCAUUUACCGUCUUCCAGAUACAAUUUCAAUGAUAGCACAAACUAAAGUUUCUCUUGAUAGGAUUGUGUCAUUCCUUCGUCUUGAUGACUUACGGUCUGAUGUUGUAGAGAAGCUUCCUUGGGGCAGUUCUGAUACAGCAAUUGAAGUAGUUGAUGGAAACUUCUCUUGGGAUUUAUCCUCCCCUAAUCCAACAUUGCAAAAUAUAAAUCUUAAAGUUUUUCAUGGGAUGAGGGUUGCUGUUUGUGGUACAGUUGGAUCAGGCAAGUCUACUUUACUUUCUUGUGUAUUGGGAGAAGUACCAAAGAUAUCAGGCAUCCUUAAGGUUUGCGGAACAAAGGCCUAUGUUGCUCAAUCUCCAUGGAUACAAAGUGGCAAGAUAGAGGAUAAUAUAUUGUUUGGUGAACGCAUGGAUAGGGAAAGGUAUGAGAAGGUACUUGAAGCCUGUUCCUUGAAGAAGGAUCUGGAGAUUUUGUCAUUUGGUGAUCAGACAAUUAUAGGAGAACGUGGAAUAAAUUUGAGUGGUGGACAGAAACAAAGAAUACAAAUUGCACGUGCACUUUACCAAGAUGCUGAUAUAUAUCUAUUUGAUGAUCCUUUUAGUGCGGUGGAUGCUCACACAGGAUCUCACCUCUUUAAGGAAUGCUUGCUGGGCCUUUUAAGUUCAAAGACAGUGGUUUAUGUCACUCAUCAAGUGGAGUUCUUACCUGCUGCUGACCUUAUAUUGGUCAUGAAAGAUGGGAAAAUUACUCAAUGUGGAAAGUAUACUGAUCUGCUUAAUAGUGGUGCUGAUUUUAUGGAACUUGUUGGUGCACACAAAAAGGCUUUGUCUACACUAGAUUCCUUGGAUGGAGCAACGGUAUCUAAUGAAAUAAACGCCUUGGAACAAGAUGUAAAUGUCUCUGGCACGUAUGGUUUUAAAGAAAAAGAGGCUAGAAAGGAUGAGCAAAAUGGUAAAACAGACAAGAAAAGCGAACCACAAGGCCAGCUUGUUCAGGAAGAAGAAAGAGAGAAAGGUAAAGUUGGGUUUUCAGUUUAUUGGAAAUGUAUCACAACAGCAUAUGGAGGAGCUCUUGUACCAUUCAUAUUAUUGGCUCAGAUUCUUUUUCAAGCUCUUCAAAUUGGAAGUAAUUAUUGGAUGGCCUGGGCGACUCCCAUCUCAUCAGAUGUGGAGCCACCUGUUGAAGGAACGACUCUUAUAGCAGUCUAUGUUGGUUUGGCCAUUGGAAGUUCUUUCUGCAUCCUUGCCAGAGCAAUGCUUCUUGUCACAGCUGGUUAUAAAACAGCUACUAUACUCUUUAAUAAAAUGCACUUCUGCAUUUUCCGUGCCCCAAUGUCAUUUUUCGAUUCCACUCCAAGUGGACGAAUCCUUAACAGGGCUUCAACUGAUCAAAGUGCAUUGGAUACAGACAUUCCUUAUCAAAUUGCAUCAUUUGCGUUCAUCAUGAUCCAGCUUUUGGGAAUUAUUGCAGUGAUGUCUCAGGCUGCAUGGCAGGUUUUUGUUGUCUUUAUACCUGUGAUAGCAGUCAGCAUCUGGUAUCAGCAAUAUUAUAUUCCAUCAGCCCGAGAACUAGCACGUUUAGUUGGAGUCUGCAAAGCCCCAAUCAUUCAACACUUUUCUGAAACAAUUUCUGGUACUUCAACUAUUAGAAGCUUUGAUCAGCAGUCAAGAUUUCAGGAAACAAAUAUGAAACUGACUGAUGGAUAUUCUCGGCCAAAGUUCAAUAUUGCCGGUGCCAUGGAAUGGUUGUGCUUCCGCUUGGAUAUGCUGUCUUCUAUCACAUUUGCCUUUUCCUUAGUAUUCUUAAUAUCUAUUCCACAGGGAUUCAUAGAUCCAGGCCUUGCUGGUUUAGCUGUUACAUAUGGACUUAAUUUGAACAUGAUACAAGCUUGGAUGAUAUGGAAUCUCUGCAAUAUGGAGAACAAAAUUAUAUCAGUAGAAAGAAUACUUCAGUAUACUUGUAUUUCUAGUGAGCCUCCCCUUGUUGUGGACGAAAAUCGGCCAGAUCCUUCCUGGCCGUCAUAUGGCGAAGUUGGUAUACAAGAUUUGCAGGUUCGUUAUGCUCCACAUCUCCCACUUGUGUUGCGUGGUCUUACAUGCAAAUUUCGUGGAGGACUGAAAACUGGCAUUGUUGGGAGAACAGGAAGUGGUAAAUCCACUCUCAUACAAACACUUUUCCGAAUUGUUCAGCCUACUUCCGGCCAAAUUAUGAUUGACAGCAUCAACAUCUCUUCAAUUGGACUUCAUGAUUUGAGGUCUAGACUAAGCAUUAUUCCUCAGGAUCCAACAAUGUUUGAAGGGACUGUGAGAAAUAAUCUGGACCCCCUGGAAGAAUACAGUGAUGAACAAAUUUGGGAGGCCUUGGAUAAGUGUCAACUUGGAGAUGAAGUUAGAAAGAAAGAAGGAAAGCUCGACUCCAAAGUUGAUGCUGUAGUUACCGAGAAUGGUGAGAAUUGGAGUAUGGGUCAGAGGCAGUUGGUCUGCCUUGGCAGGGUGCUGCUUAAGAAAAGCAAGGUUUUGGUGCUUGAUGAAGCCACUGCAUCAGUUGAUACAGCUACGGAUAAUUUGAUUCAGCAAACUCUUAGGCAACAAUUCUCUGGCUCUACAGUAAUUACUAUUGCACAUCGAAUAACUUCUGUUCUACACAGUGAUAUGGUUCUGCUUCUCAGUCAAGGACUCAUUGAGGAGUAUGACACCCCAACAAGGUUGAUAGAGAAUAAGUCAUCAUCUUUUGCUCAACUUGUUGCUGAGUAUACCAUGAGGUCCAACUCCAGUUUUGAGAAAUCUGAUGAUCAUUGAUUGAAACAUACAGAAACAGAAGUUUCUUGACAAUGACGAAAUUCUGGGGGAUUACAUGGAUUUUCUGGUUUUAUUUAUAGAAAAAUGUAUUUUAUAAAAUAAGGCUUUUAAUCUGCUGUGAAAUACUCUAGUCUCUUUACAAGGGUGAAGGAAGAAAUUAUCAAGAGGGAAGAUUAUACAAACUGAAAUAGAAAAUCAAAUUUAUUUUGAUGCAUUCCUAGUAUGUGUAGGCCAACGGCAAUACGGCCUGUUAGAGAAGAGAUAUUGUUACCAAGGUUGAUAAUGUCCUAGUUAGUCAACUCGAAUUAAUAUGUUUCGAAAGUUCUCACAUUGUGAGAACUUAUAAGAUGUGUUUUAUGGUAUUUCCUUCUUUAUGUCUAU